Molecule: messenger RNA, 1289 nt
Organism: Anoplophora glabripennis (Asian longhorned beetle)
Lineage: Eukaryota; Metazoa; Arthropoda; Insecta; Coleoptera; Cerambycidae
Product: G protein-activated inward rectifier potassium channel 2
Biological process (GO): potassium ion import across plasma membrane; regulation of monoatomic ion transmembrane transport
Cellular component (GO): plasma membrane
Molecular function (GO): inward rectifier potassium channel activity
Source: RefSeq, a predicted model, not a curated record
UUAUAACCGAAACGAAAUUAAUCAUGCGAAAUGUUACAGUACGAUAGUACUUUGGACGAGUACACGGAAGUGGUGUUCGACGAGUUUUCUGAUAGCUCGGAGGAUGAAGCUGUUGCUGACGUGUCCAGGUCUGGAAAAAAUCCCAUACUGGUGUUAGGGAAGAAACGUCAAAUAAGCAAGUCGAGAUCGAGUUUCAUAAACUACUUCAAUCUAGCGAGGAUAAUACGGAAAUCCGGCAGGCGAAACAUAUUCCUGACGAGGCGGCCCAACAAGAAUAUAUCGUACAUCAGGGACCUGGGCAACACGUUGCUGACCAUCCGCUGGAGAUGGAUCCUCAUGGCGUUGAUUUUGGUCAACUUCGCGUCGUUCUUCGCGUUCAGUGUGCUCUGGUGGCUGCUGGCCAUCCACAGUGGGGAUUUCGACGCGAACAGCACGGAGAAAUGCGUCGUCAACGCGAAAACUUUUACAGCAUGGAGACAAUCACCACCAUCGGAUAUGGCUACCGCUACCCCACGGAGAAAUGUGAAGGAGGCUGGAUCCUCCUGAUGAUGCAGGUCUUGUUGGGCGUAGCAAUACAGGGAGUUCUAGUCAGCACGGUCUACGUGAAGAUAUCGAAGCCCUUCUCUCGCGUGUCCAUGUCAAUUUUCAGCAAAUCCGCAGUGAUCUGCCUUCGCGACGGCAAGCUCCGCUUCGUGUUCAGGAUACACGACUUCCACAAGAGGAUUUGGUGCGGCACCAACAUCUCCUUGUACUUCAUGGACAAAGAACAGAUUUACGACACCGAGUUCGAAAUGGUGCAGAUGGUGAUCGAGCCGCAUGGAUUGCUGAUAUUUCCGUUGGAAAUAGAGCACGUGAUUGACGAGAACAGUCCCCUAUGGACCUUCCGUCCUUUGGAUAUAUUACAAUCAAGAUUUGAAAUAGUUGCAGUGGCGGAGGGCAGUUCGAAUAUAACGGGGCAGGUGUCGCAAAAAAGAACCUCUUAUUCGAAUUCGGAUAUUUAUUGGGGUCAGAGAUUUAAGCCGUGUGUGGACUAUGACGAGACCAAGCAGGCUUACAUCGUGGAUUACAAGAAGUUCAAGCAGACUGUUCCUUUCGACACUCCACUUUGUAGCGCUAAAAAGUUACAAGAUAUAGAACGAAGGGUCACCGUAGCGGAAGAAAACGUCGCGAGCUGUUCAAAAUCUUGGUAGUCUCUUAGACAUUACAAGAAAGAAUAUAAAUUAUUUGAACUUGUCUCUUUGAGUGUCAUAAAUAUUUUGUACAGUUAUUUUUAUAAACUAUUCUGAUAA